UAUAUAAACGAAAGCGUACGAGCAGCAGACAAACAGUUCCACUUGAUACUCGAAAGACGAUAGAACCCAGAGAGAUCUGCUCCACUCCCAUCAUGCAUUUGCUUAUGAGUCUCUUUGGAGUGCUGGCUGUGGUGCAGCAGCAGCUGGAGGUUCGGGCUGCCGCCUACAUCCCCGAUUCGGAUAGGAAUACGAAAACACUCCAGAAUGAUCUGCAGGUGGAGCGGGAUGGUAACUAUCGCUAUGCCUAUGAGACAUCCAAUGGCAUUUCCGCCUCCCAGGAGGGCCUCGGUGGCGUCUCCGUUCAGGGCGGCUCCAGUUACACCUCCCCCGAAGGAUCUGUGAUCAGUGUUAGCUAUGUGGCCGAUGAGACGGGCUAUCAUCCUGUGGGCGAUCACAUUCCCAAGGUGCCGGACUACAUCCUGCGCGCCCUAGAGUACAUUCGGACGCAUCCGUAUCAGGUGAAGGAUUACUAUACGGGCGAGCUCAAGCCAGUGGCCCACGAUGCAGCCGCUUUUAAUGUCUACAGCAGGAAUAUCCAGGAUCAGACGACGCCCCGUUCCCGUCCGAGUUCCACACCAAAGACCAUCUAUCUAACCCAUCCACCCACCAUUUCGGAUGCGACUACAUUGCGACCUCUUCGACAGCGACAAAGCGGUUCGAGACGUCGAUAAUCCGAUGAUCGGUGAUUGGUGAUUGGUGAUGGGGGGCAGGUCUCAAUAGAACACCAUGCAAAUCUGUGAAUUUCAAUCUUAACAAUUAAUUAAGCGACAAAAAUAAAUAAAUAUAGAAGUGCUAAGCAAAACAUAAGCUAGAAUGUGAAAACAAA
Messenger RNA from Drosophila obscura, 826 nucleotides. It is a transcript of the gene Pcp, whose product is annotated as pupal cuticle protein. The transcript has 2 exons. The record is from RefSeq and is a predicted model, not a curated record. Bases 93 to 671 code for a protein of 192 amino acids. Gene Ontology annotation, molecular function: structural constituent of chitin-based larval cuticle. Gene Ontology annotation, cellular component: chitin-based extracellular matrix. NCBI's taxonomy places the organism in Eukaryota, Metazoa, Arthropoda, Insecta, Diptera, Drosophilidae.